This is a messenger RNA of Bubalus bubalis (water buffalo), 803 nucleotides long. RefSeq names its product keratin-associated protein 13-1-like. The transcript has a single exon. The record is from RefSeq and is a predicted model, not a curated record. NCBI's taxonomy places the organism in Eukaryota, Metazoa, Chordata, Mammalia, Artiodactyla, Bovidae. Bases 52 to 555 code for a protein of 167 amino acids.
AACUCAGAAUCUUCUCACUGUAACUCAACUGAACUCACAUCUCCUGUCAACAUGUCCUACAGCCUCUGCUCUGGAAACUUCUCUUCUUGCUCCCUUGGGAGCUACCAGCACUACCCAGGUUCCUUCUUCCCCAGCAAACUGGUGUACAGGACUGACCUCUGCUCUCCCAGCUCCUGCCAGCUGGGCUCCCCUCUCUACAGUCAGGAGACCUGCUGUGAGCCCAUCAGGACCCAGACUGUGGUGUCCCGUCCCUGCCAGACAUCCUGCUACCGCCUGAGGACCUCCACAUUCUCCAGUCCCUGCCAGACGACUUUCCCUGUGUCUCUGGGCUUCAGGUCCAGCAGCUGCAGCUCCCUGAGCUCUGGAUCCAGAAGCUGCUACUCAGUGGGCUGUGGAUCCCGUGGCUUCAGACACCUGGGUUAUGGAAUCUGUGGCUUCCCUUCCCUGAGCUGUGGAUCUGGAUUCUGCCGGCCAACCUACUUUUCCUCCCGUAGCUGCCAAUCAUCCUGUUACAGACCAACCUGUGGAUCUGCCUUCUAUCGUUCAAUUUGUUGAAGGUCUAAAUCCUUUUGCAUAUUGAGAUCAAAGUCUCUCUCAAUAUACCCAUUGUUUUCCUUCUCACAUUUACCACCAAUCUUUUAUUCUUAAAUCAUCAGUUUCUUGCAUCAUCAACUUUUGAGGGACUCUAAACUUAAUGAAUAACCCAAUAUGAAGUCCUAAUACCUGUACUGUUGGAUUUUCAUGGAAAAGCAUUUGAAAAUGAAAAUUUUAAUCUAAUAAAUUUACAUCAUCUGACAUUGAAA